AUCAACAAUUGGGGACAUUAGAGUUGGCCUGUUUUUGUUCAAGUCAAACCUGGCCAUCUCUUGUAUGUCUCUCGUCUAUACAUGAGCAAAGCAAUUUGGCUCAAAAGCUGAACCUCCGUUCCCUUAUUUCCUGGGCUUUGCUUCGUAUUCUUUUGUGACAAGUGCGAUAAUCAAUGGAUGGUGCUUCACAUGAAUCGCAUCAAUCAAAACAUGUGAAAAACGAGGGAGAAAUAGUAGAGCAACAAGUAGUUAACAAUAUGAUUGCAGCCGACCCGUCUUCUUCACAGUCACAGGCGAUUACCUAUCAGCCACCACAGGUUUCUGAUACGCAGAAGAAUUGCGACCAAGAGAAAUUGAGGAUUACAGGGAAUAAGCGACAAGCUUCCACUGAAAUGGGGGAGUUCACUGGAGGUGAGUAUAUAACCGUUGGUGAAUUUCCUUCCUCUACGGCAAAUCAAGCGAAGAAAGUUUCAGUUAUUCCUCUCGUGUUUCUCAUCUUCUAUGAGGUUUCUGGAGGGCCUUUUGGAGUGGAGGAUACCGUGCAGGCAGCUGGUCCUCUUUUAGCCUUGCUUGGAUUCUUGCUUUUCCCAUUGAUAUGGAGUGUUCCCGAAGCUUUGAUUACUGCUGAGAUGGGUACCAUGUUCCCUGAAAACUCUGGUUAUGUGGUUUGGGUUUCCUCUGCAUUGGGUCCCUAUUGGGGUUUUCAGCAAGGUUGGAUGAAAUGGCUCAGUGGGGUGAUAGACAAUGCUUUAUACCCAGUUCUAUUUCUUGACUAUCUGAAGUCAGGAAUUCCUGCUCUAGGUGGUGGCUUACCUAGAGUUGUUGCAACAUGGGGUCUCACAAUAGUUCUCACUUACUUGAACUACAGAGGCUUAACUAUUGUGGGAUGGGUUGCUGUUUGUUUAGGGAUUUUCUCACUCCUUCCUUUUGUUGUUAUGGGGUUCUGGUCAAUUCCAGACAUAAAGCCUUCAAGAUGGUCUGUGGUAAAUGUGCAUGAUAUUGACUGGAAUUUAUAUUUGAAUACUUUAUUUUGGAAUCUUAACUACUGGGACUCCAUAAGUACUCUUGCUGGAGAAGUGGAAAAUCCAAAGAAAACUCUUCCAAAAGCUUUGUUCUAUGCUGUGAUCUUAGUAGUUCUAGGAUACUUCUUUCCUCUUCUAAUUGGUACCGGUGCCGUUCCCUUCCAUCGCGAGUUGUGGACUGAUGGGUACUUCUCGGAUAUUGCUAUGAUCAUCGGAGGAGCAUGGUUGAGAUGGUGGCUUCAGGCUGCUGCUGCAAUGUCAAAUAUGGGAAUGUUCGUUGCUGAAAUGAGCAGUGACUCUUUCCAGCUUCUAGGGAUGGCUGAGAGGGGAAUGUUGCCUGAGUUCUUUAACAAGAGGUCUCGCCACGGAACCCCUCUUAUAGGAAUACUCUUUUCAGCCUCUGGCGUAAUUUUACUAUCAUGGUUGAGCUUUCAAGAAAUUGUAGCUGCAGAAAAUUUCUUGUACUGUUUUGGAAUGAUUUUGGAGUUUAUUGCAUUCAUUCUGUUGAGGAUCAGACACCCGAACGCACCUCGGCCUUACAAGAUACCAGGGGGAACUGCAGGAGCAAUUGUUAUGUGUAUCCCUCCUACAAUAUUGAUUUGUGUGGUAUUGUAUUUCUCCUCACUUAAAGUGAUGGCUAUAAGCCUCAUAGCUAUCGCAAUUGGCCUUGUGAUGCAGCCUUGUCUCAAAUUUGUUGAGAAAAAGAGAUGGUUGAAGUUCUCCCAUAGUUCUGAGCUACCUGAUCUUGACAAUCGUGAGGACACUCGCACUUUGGUGUCUUAGUGUGUCCUUUUCAAUGUUGAUUUUAUAGUGGGGAGAGGAUUUGCUCUUCUAGGUUCCACUUCUCUGAACCCAACCGCAUAGAAAGGCAGCUUUCUAUCCUCCGCUUGUGUGGGGAUUCAGCUGUUUAUCUGUUUUUGUAGUUUGAUCAGUAGAUGGGAUGAGAAUUAGAAGAUGUAUUUAGAAUGUCUUCCGAAAUAAAUUUACUUGGUUAAGAAGUUAAUUCUCUUAUCAAUUUACAAGAAAGGAAAAAGACAUUUUAAUUUUAAAUUGUUAGGAUUUCCAAAAUGUAUGUCUGUUUUUUUAGCUAAUGGAUUUCAUAAAUGUAUG
This is a messenger RNA of Abrus precatorius (Indian licorice), 2132 nucleotides long. RefSeq names its product probable polyamine transporter At1g31830. Lineage: Eukaryota; Viridiplantae; Streptophyta; Magnoliopsida; Fabales; Fabaceae. Gene Ontology annotation, biological process: transmembrane transport. The transcript has 2 exons. The coding region runs from base 174 to 1805 and encodes 543 amino acids. Gene Ontology annotation, molecular function: transmembrane transporter activity. Gene Ontology annotation, cellular component: membrane. The record is from RefSeq and is a predicted model, not a curated record.